UGUACCCGUAAGGAAGUGAGUACUCAUUCAGUUCGUAAAAGCGACAGGUAGCCCGCAUUAUUCUCUGUCGCAAGAAGGGUUCCAGACAUCUGGGAUGGAUUUGUUUAAUUUGAGGUCGCUUGUCAUUUUGCUGUCAGCUGUUGGAUGCUGCAACGGGCAGAGCGUACUGCCAGCCGGGCCCUUGGAGGGAGUACGGGGAAAGAACGUCACGUUCAAAACCAUUAUCAUCCCCACAGAUGUUGGCAACUUUAUCACAGUAUCUUGGAAUUUCAACGGUGGUAGUGGACUUGUACCUGUUGUCACUUCUGCGCCCAAAGGAGAGACAGUUGGCGCUGGUUACGCAGGAAGAGUAUCACUGAAUUCAUCCACCGGCGUAUUAAAUCUGGCAUUCUUGACGGCAAAGGAUGGCGGAGACUAUGCAGUGACUAUGGUCACUGGUGCUGCAGUACAGCGCACAGGUGCAACGUUGCUCAGAGUUCUAGAACCGGUCUCCACCGUGACCAUCACGUCCAACCUGAACGAAGCGGUCGAGUUCAACAGCACUGUGGUCUUGACCUGUUCGGCCAAAGGCUCCUUCCUCACGUACAAGUGGCUCAACGGCACCACCCCGCUGGUCACCGACGGGAAGCAUGUGACCUUGAGUGCAAACUCCACAGUGCUGACCGUGGCUGGAGUGUUCAGGAAGGAUCUGGUCGGACCCAUCUACUGCACGGCCUUCAACAAUCUAGAGAGUGAUAACAGUGCCCCCUUCAACCUCACUGUCACCUAUGGGCCAGAAAACAUCGCCAUGACAGUCACCCCCGCCGCUGAGGUCCAAAAGAAGGGUUCCAACAUGACAUUGACCUGCUCAGCCCAGUCCAGCCCUGCGGCUGUGCUUCAGUGGAUCCACAAUGGAGUCCCGCUCAAUGUGGUGGGCCCUAAGCUGGUACUGGACAACGUUGCCGUGGCACAGAGUGGAAACUACUCCUGCAUGGCCAGCAACGCCAAAACCUUGCGAUACCUGGAAUCCACAACAGCCAAGUUCACUGUAGUAGAGGCCAUAUCCGGCGCUAAGAUCACAGGCCCCAAUGGAACGCUUGUUGCAGGUAACAGCACGGCCAACCUGAGCUGCCAGGCAACCACCGGCACCGCCGACGCCCGAGUGUGGCUGAAGAAUGGCGUGGCACUGUCUCCUAGCAACAGGGUCAUUGUCUCUGCAGACAAGAGCUCGAUCACGAUCAAGCCAGUGCAGAAGGAGGACAGUGGGGAGUACCAGUGCAAGCUGACCAAUGCUGUGAGCACAGACUCUGCCAGCCUCAAGAUAGUGAUCAGUUUUGGUCCUGAGACUGUGUCCGUGAAGGGGGUAAAUUCCGUAAAAGUGACAGAGCCUGUCAUGCUGAAGUGUGCCGCGGUCUCUCUCCCUGCUGCCACCUACACCUGGAAGUUCAAUGGGACGCUGACCGGCGUGAUGACAGCCGAGUACGGCAUCGAUGCCGCUGCGGCCACGAACAGUGGAAUUUACACCUGUGAAGCCAGCAACGCCGUCACCGGGCUGAGCACCUCCGUUGCCCACAAGCUGUCCGUCAAAGAGGAGGGAACAUUGGAUGAUGGUCUGACUGGUGGGCAGAUCGCUGGGAUCGUCAUCGGCGUGCUUAUCGCCCUGCUGCUCAUCAUCGUAGGAGUCCGCUACAUGAGACGGAAAAAAACACCGAUCGAGUCGCCGUACUAGAAGAGAUCCCCGAGGAAAGCUGGAGCUAUCAGCCCAAAGAAUCAGCCAAUUAUUCCCCUCAAGAUCCAUCGCUGCAGUCUGGAAGACCAAUCAGGUGGAAACCUCCCCCAAGUCGGUCCAGCAAUACAAACGUUUCCUCACAAAGCCCACAUAACCACAGGGGUCACAACAUCCCUCCCUAGGAGCUGGUCAUCUCCUUUGAAAAUGGUGGUGUGUCUGGGACUAUGGGUCCUUGUGCUUGGAUUGGACCGGAAAGCUCCAACGCAUCUAUCCCAUCUAACAUCUGUCUGUAUGGACUUAUAGUCCUUCACACACCUUCCCUCCUCUCCAUCCAGCCCAUUGGCUAAGGUUAACAGCUUCUAACCACUCCCUGGGAUGCUGACCUCCUUCGCAAAACAGAGGAAUGUCAUCGCUUACAUCAAUUUCUCCACAUAUUCCUUAGGAAAUGAAAUGCAUAGACUUGAGCGAUGGUGGUGCCCUGUCCGUAACGAAUGAUCCUUUCAGCUUUGCGAAACUGAAGGAGGAUUUAGUGGGGGCAAUAUAAUGUAGAAGAUUGUAAGGCUGAGUCACUUGGUCACUCCUCACUGAUCACAACAUCAAGGCGAAUGGGCAAAUAUCGUCUGAAACUUUCAAACAACUGACGGACACAGGUUCAUAAAUCUGACGUUACCACCUCUGCUUGAUCCCAAGGGUAGCUUUUAAAAAAAAAAAAAAAAAAAAAAAAAAAAAAUCUGCAAGAAAGAUCUGCAAGAUCUGCUCGUAAGAGCUUCAUGUCAAAACAGCAACGACAAGAUCCAACACGCAGCAAACGUUAGGGGGAGAAAGAAAAGGUAAGAAAGUUUUUGUGGGCAAAGACAUUCUUUGGUUUUGGAGGGAAAAUGUGUGUGAGUCAGGGCUGUGCUAAUGAGUUUCGUUAUUUGUUGUAUCCCACUUUUCAAAUGGAUCCAUCGUUGAAAUUGGAAUAUUGUUUGUAUUAUUUUGGCAUUUGUAGUAUAAUACAAAAAAAAUACAAAAAGUAUGUUUUUAGGACCAUAAAUGAACAACUGCCAUUUUAUGUUAACUGUAACACAACCCAUUUUACCUACUUCUUAGCUUUGUGAAAAAUGACAUCCUUGUUUUUAGUCACUAGUAUUUAUUUUUUUGAAACCUUAGUUGAAUUGAUUGAGCUGACGGUGUGUGUUUUUUUUAUCCAAUAAAUGAUAAUGAGUAGUUUGACAGCACACACAGUUGUGUGUGACGCCCAGUCACACACUUUCAGUUAGAACACACAGUACUGUGGGUUGAGUUCAUUAUCUGUUGAAUGGCAUGGGUUGAAUGGCAUGAACAGCGUUUUUGUCUAGUUGGUUUAAUUCUUGAAGAUGACCAGGGAGAAAUCGACAACUUUACCUGAACAUUUUCUUUUUUACUGUUAAAAGGCAUAGACCAGCUCAAACGACAAAAUUGCACAUCAAUAAACUGCUCCCUUUGUAAAUAUGAUUUACUUCAUGUAAAUGUGAACUGUAAUGAACAUUGUAUUUUUUAGGCUUAACACUCUGUCAUCUAUUUGGGGUUUCUUGUUCAAUCUUAAUUUGAAUAUUUCAAAAUGUCAUACAUUUUCUCAGGUUGUUUACAAUAAUGCGUAUUAUUCUUUAACGACUGAACUGCCUAUAUUCAUGAAUCAUUUUCUCUUUGUAUAGACACACCUCUGAGAUGUUUGUUUUAGUUUAUUUAUUCUUCUGUUGCUACUGCUAUUUGCUUUUGUUACAGUCUGGUUUAUUUUCAAAAUGAGCUUUACUUCCUGUGUCUAGCUAGCCAACCCCAGUCUCUGUAUUCCCCCCUCUCGCUCUGCUCUCGCUCUCGCGCUCUCUCUCUCUCUCUCUCGCUCUCUCUCGCUCUCUCUCUCUCUCUCGCUCCCUCUCUCCUAUUUGUUCCUGGGAUUUGGAAUGACACAACAUAAAGGCGGACCAACGGUUCAUUUUUUAAAUCCUCUUUACUGGUGAGAUAACCAAGAGGAUUUCUGUCUCGCUGCAGUUGGUGUGUGUAUGCAAUGGUGUUCUCCUCUCCUGCCCCACCAGUCUCCCUGUUUCUUCACAGGUAUACCUCAGAAAGAAAGAAAGAAAGAAAUAAUUUAAAGACCUGCUUUAACAACACAGAGACAAGGAAUCCCUGUGGUGGGCAGGUUGUGUGCUCAGGGUGGGAAACCGACACCCCGAGCACAGGGGUGGGUUAAUUAAAGCAUCCAUAUUUUAUCCGAACCACAUUUACAUUUGAACUGGAUUUGAAACCACCCAUUUACAUUUGAACUGGAUUUGAUCCUCUUGUAAACACAUUCAUAUAGGAGUGUGUGAAUUGUAAACACAUUCACACACUCAUAUAAAAAUGAGGUCUACUGUUGAGUGCAGUUAGAAUGGGAAUAUGAAUGUGCAGAUGAACAAACACUACAAGGUGCAGGAGGUGCUUGGUAGUGACCAGGCUAUCAAGUUCAUUUUCCUUGAGUCAACAAUGGCUUUUUUUUUUUACUGUUGGUCUGGUUGGGUGUUAAAACAAUGGGACAAUUGUGUAACACUGUACUUGAAUGUAAAAGAAAACUCAAUAAAAGGUCCGUGUACAAAAAUCCCUUGA
Messenger RNA from Oncorhynchus masou masou (cherry salmon), 4309 nucleotides. RefSeq names its product carcinoembryonic antigen-related cell adhesion molecule 1-like. The transcript is spliced from 9 exons. Bases 95 to 1708 code for a protein of 537 amino acids. NCBI's taxonomy places the organism in Eukaryota, Metazoa, Chordata, Actinopteri, Salmoniformes, Salmonidae. The record is from RefSeq and is a predicted model, not a curated record.